GUUGGGGGUGGAGGGUAAGCUAGAGACGGGACAGGAUGCUGCGAAACAAACUCUAAGGGGCUCCCUCCACUGAGCUGGUAGCCUCGUCCCUGGAGUCAGCUCACUACAGAGCGCUCAAGUUUCGGGGCUUUCUCUUAGACCCUCUUUAUUCGCGCGCGCCCUGGGGCUGCUGGAGGAGGGGACCCUGGAAGGAGGCGGAGUCGAGGUGGUGGUGGUGUAGGUGUGGGGAGCAAUAGAAGGAAGAGGUCCUAGGUAGGGGAGUGGAUGCGGGAAGCGCUCCAGCAGCCAGCGGCAUGGCGAGUACAGCCUCGGAGAUCAUCGCCUUCAUGGUAGCUAUCUCGGGUUGGGUCCUGGUCUCCUCCACUCUACCCACCGACUACUGGAAGGUGUCCACCAUCGAUGGCACGGUCAUCACCACCGCCACCUAUUGGGCCAACCUGUGGAAGACCUGUGUUACCGACUCCACGGGCGUUUCUAACUGCAAGGACUUCCCCUCCAUGCUGGCUCUGGACGGUUACAUCCAAGCAUGCAGAGGACUGAUGAUUGCUGCUGUCAGUCUGGGAUUUUUUGGUUCCAUAUUUGCACUGUUUGGAAUGAAGUGUACAAAAGUUGGAGGUUCAGAUAAAGCUAAAGCUAAAAUUGCUUGUCUGGCUGGAAUUGUAUUCAUACUUUCAGGACUAUGUUCUAUGACGGGCUGUUCCCUCUAUGCAAACAAAAUCACAACUGAGUUCUUUGACCCUCUUUAUGUUGAACAAAAAUAUGAAUUAGGAGCUGCUUUGUUCAUUGGAUGGGCUGGAGCUUCACUUUGCAUAAUUGGUGGUGUUAUAUUUUGUUUCUCCAUAUCCGACAACAGCAAAACACCCAGAAUGGCAUAUGCAUACAAUGGAGCCACAUCUGUCUUGUCUUCUCGGACAAAGUACCAGAGUGGAGAAGGAGAUUUUAAAAACACAAGCUCUUCAAAACAGUUUGAUAAAAAUGCUUAUGUCUAAAGAGCACUGCUACAAAUCACAAAUUGAGUUUGUCAUUAGAAUAUGAACUGUUCAUAGAAUGAUUUCCAUCAAGGUUCCACUGUAAUUAACACAAACUAUUUUUAAAAUGUGGACUGUAGCAUUUGUUGAUUUUAUGGAUGUAAAUUUUCUUAUAUAGUUAUGUACGAAUCAUUUUCUGUUGUGGUUUCUUAUAAAAAAAUAAACAGGUUUACUUACCAGGUAUCUUAAUUGAUUGAUAAAAUACCUUAAGUAUAGGUUAGCCCAUGGGUCUGGUAUUUUCAACAUGAUUCAAAAGAUGAAAGCUCUGACUUUUUGUUCAUUUUAAAUAGAAAACUGAAUGUACCUAAAAACUUGACUAUUGGAAGGCAGCAUCCAUCCCCAAACAGUAAGUGCUUAAUAAAUGUUGAAUUGAAUUGAAGCUGAUCAGAGAUCCAAAUACAUCUCCAAAACUCUUCAAAUUAAGUGAGGAGGAAGCUAGUGGCUGAGAGGCCAUUUUUAUUGUUUCUUACCACCUGUUAAAACACUGAAACGGUUAAGAAUAGUUGAGAAGAAGGAACACUGAGAUUGGAGUAGAAAUGAUCUUGGCCAAAAUCCUACUGACACUUAAGUCUUACAUCAUUUCAGGGGACUUCUCUGGUUGGGUGUAUAGAUAUAAUCCUCAGGACGAACUGCAAUAAAAGAAUAAUAAGAAUAAUAGCUAGCAUGUAAGUAGUACUUUUAAGUUUUGCAAAGUAGAUAUUAUCAUCUACCUUGAAAGGUUGUUUGGAGGAUCAAAUGAGAUAAUAUUUGUAAAGCACCUAGCACAGCGCCUGGCAUAUAGUAGGUGCUAGAUAAAUGCUUAUUGAGGCAGCUCAAUAGCACAGUGGAUAGAGCGCCAGACCUGGAGUCAGGAGGACCUGGGGUCAAAUCUGGAUUCAGACAUUGCCUAGCUGUGUGACCCUGGGCAAAUCACUGAACCCUAAUUGUUUAAGCCUUGGCCACUCAGAGUUAAUACUAAGACAGAAGGUGAGGGUUCAAAAAAAAAAGAUAAAUACUUAUUCCCUUGCCUCAUCUCAUUUUAUCCUUAUAACAACCCUGAGAGGUAGAUGCUAUUAUUAUUCCUAUUAUAUAGAUAAGGAAACUGAGGCAGAGGUCAAUUGACUUGCUUAGGAUCACAUUGUUACUAAGUGUCUGAGCCUGUGUUUGAACUUAGGUCUUUUUGAUUCCAGGUCCAGAGCUCUAUUCCCUCUACCACGUAGCUGUGAGGUCUAGUAAAGUCUCAAUGAAGGUUUUAGAUGCUAAAUUUAAAUUUGUACUCUUCUUCCCCAAAAUAUGGAUACACUGGAACUCUGCCUUGGGUCUUGUCUACAUUCCUACCUGAACUCUUUCAAGAGCUAGACUGAGAUCAUUGGAGCAAGAUGUGAAGAGGUAAGACUUCUAAAUAAGGCAAGGUGAUUGUUCAGUCAAUGGUCAUUCAGACCAUUGACUAGCCUUGGGUCCGAGUAGUGGUCAGAAAUUUGUACGGGAAGUAUCUGACUCAGUUGAUGUAUAAUAAUGAUCACAACAUGAUUACACUUCCAGGGAACAAAGGGAGAAAAUUCAUUAUAUUUCUGAGUAGGUCAAUAAAGACCUAGAAAAAUGCCUAAAAGACUCCAUUUGAAAGGAGGUUUUGUAGAAACUGAGUUAGCUUGGGCGUAGGUGAUAUAUUGCUUCAUAAAAAGAAAACUGGCUUAAAAAGCCACAAAAUAAAGGGUAGGAGUCUGGGAAAAGGAUCUAUUUGUGAACAACUACAAUAUUUUUUCUUAUGUGAUACGCAGAAGAGUACAAAGUGAAAUUUAUGAAUAUGCAGGUGAUGGUUAGCUCUCUUAAGUAUUUGGUGAAUGAAGAGAAAUAACUUAGAUAAUAAGCAUUACUAGGGGCCAACUGAGGCAAUGAUUUAAGGGGAAAUGAAUCCCAAACUCUAAAGUUAUCAGCUCUAAGCUAUCAGUUAGCCCAUGAAAAGGAUCUGAAAUUAAACUGUUCUAUCAUGGCAGGUCUAGUCUAGCAGAAGACAGAAUUAAGGAAAUUCCAUGAAGCUUGAAAGAUAAAUUCAGCAAAAUGAAGUAAUUUAAUUACAAAGUAAGUCUUCAACAUAUGGAACUCAUCUGGAAAAUCCAAAAGUUACAAGAAGAUCAGGAAAAUUUAAGAUAAAUUUAUGAUCAGUCAAUAAAGGACUUCAUGUAACUCAAUUAUGUUAUUAAUAGAAGUUGAGAACUUCUCAGGUUGAGCUUGAGGAACAAUUAUGUUCAUCCACAAAAUGUCAUUUGAUGCCACUGCAAGGGACAAAAUACAAGUCUUAAUAAACUAUGGUUGGGAUACAUUUAUGGCCAGUUACAUUUUUUGUGUACCAUAUUGAUGAAUGACUUACACUGUCCUCUAUAGCAAGAGAAGGUGAGACUCCAUAAUUUCUGCCAAAAUCAUUUGAAUUCUAACCUAAUUUUCAAAUAUACUGACUGAAAUGUUAGCAGUGAGAUUACAAAGGGAGAAAGAAAAUAUGUGUCUAGAAAAUGCAGACACACAAAUAAUAAAAAGCUGCAAAGUAGGUCCCUGAAUAACUUUAGACAGAUUAACAGUUAUAACUUCUUUAGAAACUGUUUCUCGGGAUCAUAUAAAUAUUUAAAGCUGGAAGAGAUCUUAGGCUUUUGUUUUCCAGAUUUGGAAACUGAGGUACAGAGUUGAAGGGAUUUAUCUGUGCUCACAUAUGGCAGAGCUCUUUCUAUCAUUCCUAUUGGCAAUUAAUUAUUUGCUUUAAGCAAGAAUUCCUCAUAGAAUUCUUUAAAUAGUUUCUCUAGUACAAGGAACAGCUUUUAAAAUGGUGUAACCAAAUCCCCUUAUUUCUUCCUUGCUGGGAGUGAUAGGAGAGGGGGCAAGACAAUGUUGAAUCCCAAUUUUCUUCAGUUUGGUUGGAGAGGGGCAGCAGUGGGGGGAAAGGGGGAAAUAAUAGCAUGGCAGUAGCUAAAGAUGUUGGCCAUGCUAUUAGUUGCUUAUCCCUGUUUAGAAAAUGAAAGUUUAAUUCUAGUUCUAUACUACAAAACUUUCCUGGAAAACAUCUAUCUGGCAAGUUGAGAUACACCAGUAUAAUAUGUCUACAAUGUAAAAUCAGAGGCAAUUUCUUAAGUCGGCAUGGAGAUAAUAAAACUUUAUAGAAAGACAGGAGGAUAACUUAGCAUUUAGCUCACAGUAUUUGCUUGAUAUGACAAUUGAGCGUCUCCUUUAUAAAUGAAUACUUAAAUGAAAACUUUGAAUUAGAAAAAAAUAGAUCUCUAAAGAAGUUGUUUAGAAAUAUUUGUAAUAACUCAGACCCAGCCACAAUGAUAUAAUGUAGGAUUUUACUGAGAGGUUUACAAUUAAAGAGAAAAUAAAAUCAAAACCUCAACAAAGACAGUUAGGCAAAAUGUCCCUCUUUGUUUCAAAGUACAGAAAGUAUCUUUAAAAAUGCUUUUUUUUAGUAUAUAAAAAAUGCAAAAACAAUUGAUAUGAAUUAUCUGGUCUCUGACAAUGUCAUCUUGGUAAGAAUACAACUGAAUUUGUUCAUGUAAGGUAUUUUAUAAUACAAGCUUCUUAGUAAAAUAAAAAAUAUAAAAAGUAAAAAGUAAAGAACCACAAAUAUACAUAAGAGUUUAGUAAUGACUGUCUUCUAAUAAUAUUAUUAGACAACUUAAUUUGGCCAUUUAAAAAGUUAUAUUUUACUCACAAAAUAUCCAAGGUAGAUACUAUGAUGCAGAAACAGUAUUUCAGGAUAUGCUAAAAUGAAUGUACUCAUCGUAAACAUGCUUAAAGUGUCUCAAUGCUGCAUACAUUUGACGGUUCUGGUUACAAUUCUUCAGCUGAAAGUGACUCAGGCCUAUGAACAUAUACACAUAUAGCUAUAGUUUGGUAAUUUGAGAAUUAACUGUAUGUUAAAUGUUUUAAGUAUGAAUUAUUUUUGUCAUUUGGUUUAAAAAUAAUACAAACAGAAUUGUGACAUUUAAUUAUGUAAGAAUUUAAAUUACAAUAUGAAAAUGUUAUUACUUUCAACAACGAAAACAAUCCUAUGGGGGUAAAGGGUGUUGAAAAAAUAGAAAUUAUUUGAAAAAAUACACUAAUACUCAAGUGACAUUCUGAAGAAAAAAUGUUUUAUGCAUUGACAAGUUUUGUUUUUUUUUUAAGCAGCAAAUGUAUUUUUUUUAACACUUUUAUGCUUCAAAAUACUGUUGGCUUAUUGAAGUUCGUUUUUCAAUAAAUACUUAGAUGCCAUUAAAUAUA
This is a messenger RNA of Monodelphis domestica (gray short-tailed opossum), 5252 nucleotides long. It is a transcript of the gene CLDN10, whose product is annotated as claudin 10. The record is from RefSeq and is a predicted model, not a curated record. Lineage: Eukaryota; Metazoa; Chordata; Mammalia; Didelphimorphia; Didelphidae. Gene Ontology annotation, molecular function: structural molecule activity. Gene Ontology annotation, cellular component: membrane; bicellular tight junction.